Scleropages formosus (Asian bonytongue) is the source of this 2135-nucleotide messenger RNA. It is a transcript of the gene rab31, whose product is annotated as RAB31, member RAS oncogene family. The record is from RefSeq and is a predicted model, not a curated record. The transcript has 7 exons. Lineage: Eukaryota; Metazoa; Chordata; Actinopteri; Osteoglossiformes; Osteoglossidae. The coding region runs from base 162 to 746 and encodes 194 amino acids. Gene Ontology annotation, molecular function: GTP binding; GTPase activity.
UUAUAAGGGGGAACGGCGAUGGCCCAGAUGGGGCUGGUCCGCAGCUAGACUUCCUCCGCAGUGGAAGAAAGCGUCGAUGCAAGCAGAAGAACAUGGUGGCAAAGUCCGGGCGGAACACAAGCGGAGCCAAAUGAUGUUUACAGAGUGCUGAGAGACACGAAAUGGCCAUAAGGGAACUGAAAGUCUGUCUUCUUGGGGAUACAGGAGUUGGGAAGUCAAGCAUUGUGUGUCGUUUUGUGCAAGACCAUUUUGACCACAACAUAAGUCCAACCAUUGGCGCAUCUUUUUUAACAAAGACUGUUCCCUGUGGAAAUGAGCUUCACAAGUUUUUGAUAUGGGACACCGCAGGACAAGAACGGUUUCAUUCUUUGGCUCCAAUGUACUACCGAGGGUCGGCAGCCGCUGUCAUCGUCUAUGACAUCACAAAACUGGACUCCUUUCAGACUCUGAAGAAAUGGGUAAAGGAGCUAAAAGAGCAUGGUCCUGAGGACAUUGUAGUGGCCAUAGCGGGAAACAAAAAUGACCUGGGAGACAUCAGGGAAGUUCCUAUGAAAGAAGCAAAGGAAUUUGCAGAGUCCAUUGCUGCUAUUUUCAUUGAAACCAGUGCUAGGAAUGCUGUCAAUGUCGAGGAGCUUUUUCAGAAAAUCAGUCGGCAGAUUCCGCCAUUGGACCCCCAAGAUGUAGAGAGCAACGAGUCCUUUAAACUUACCCGGCAGCCACCUCCAGCCUACAAGCGUUGCUGCUAGUGAGAGGAACAUGAGGGAGGGCUUUUACACCCAUGGUUGUGUCCAGGCCUUCACAUGUCAGCCUUUAACAAGAUCUGCAAGGAUGUCUCAGCUCUUGACUGCAAAGAAAUCCUUAGUGGAGCAGCUGUGGUUUCAGGAGGGUUAUGGGGAUGACCAAGAAGGUGCCCCACUUAAAUGAUUGCAGUCUUCUAGUAAGGUACCUCUUGCUCCAUCCCCAUGGUUGUUUUUAGUCUCAGUGUAAAAAUGACCCUGCAAACCAGUCAGUGGAAUUAGCAGUUGCUGUAAGUAUUCAGAAGGAUCGGGUACAAGGUCUGAGCUGUAGAAAAAAAAAAUCAUCUUUAUUUAAAACUAUUGAAUGCCCAGGAUUCUCAUGUUUGCUUGAUGGGACACAACUCAUUUUUAGCUGAUGGAUCGUCCAUGUACCGUGGUACAUGGUGUGCUGCCGUUAGCAGCUCCGAUGCUGAGCUAUGAUGAAAGCAGGGAGACGUACAACAGCUUCGAAGCCAAGGCAGUUAUAGAUCAGCCAAUUAAUAAUCAUACGCUGAGACAUUUGGCUUUUAUGGGGGGGGGGGCAGGUGAAGGCAGGACCUGCACCUGGGAUUCCUGCUGUUGCUCCAGAAACACUGGGGGCAACAUGUUCAUUGGACCUCCGCUGAGGUGAGAGCUGUGCUGGACUGAACAGCCAUGCAGCUCCAUCCCCUGCUGUUUCUCCACAGCGUCGCACUGGUAGCCUCGCUCGCCGAAAACCGCUCUCGAGUUUUCACUGUUACCCAUUCCUUUUAAUUAUCGAUCCGCUUCCCGGAUUGUCAUAUACUCCUCUGUCUACAUGGCCUGAUAAGUCAUGGGAUCUCCAUUACAUUUCCAGUAUUUCCUUUGUCUAUGUGUUUUGAAUUUAAACAUUAGUUUCAAGCAAAUAAAGUGAACAUGCCUGAAAUGCCACAUUAUUUGCAUGACUUAUGCCAAAUACAAUGGGAAUUUUACUCAUCUUGCAAUUUAAACACUUUUUGUUUUUUUGAAAAUUCCUCUGAUUAUGUGAUAUCACUGCGUGACAACACUGAAAUUAUGUCAUUUUUAAAAGACUCUUGUUGCUUUGUGUUACUUUAAUUCUUUCAUUUAGGAGAAUGAGCCACAAAUUGUUGUGUGUAGUUUAACAAGAAAACAUACAGGUAGCUCAUGCAAAGAUUGUGUGAAAUUUAUAUCUGAGAUAGACUCACAUUAAUCAUAAACAUUUUUGUAAUCAGUGCAGACCAGGUUAACCUCUUCAUUAACCUAUAUGUUAAUAAACUAUUCAUAUCCUUGUGCUCUGGCUCCUCUCUGUUCUCCCUGUGUCCACUUUCUUUAAUCUCAGUUCUGCAACUAAUGAGAAUUUUAAAUUCAAUAAAUUGUUAA